Molecule: messenger RNA, 974 nt
Organism: Arachis duranensis
Lineage: Eukaryota; Viridiplantae; Streptophyta; Magnoliopsida; Fabales; Fabaceae
Product: thioredoxin M3, chloroplastic
Exons: 2
Coding region: 99-635 (178 amino acids)
Cellular component (GO): cytoplasm
Molecular function (GO): protein-disulfide reductase activity; oxidoreductase activity, acting on a sulfur group of donors, disulfide as acceptor
Source: RefSeq, a predicted model, not a curated record
ACGUUUUCAUUUCUCGGAUUUCUUUGUCCUUUCUCUGUCUUUGCUCUUUCUCUCACUCUCGCUCUCAACAUUCUUCAAGCUUUCUUCCAUUCUCUCCAAUGGCUUCCUUCACCCUCAGACUCACCCCUUCUUCUGCCUCUUCCAUUAACAAACCUAUACUCGCUUCUUUUUCUUCCCACCUUAACCCACAACGCGCCUCAUUCCCUUUCUCCAACAACCACAACCCCCUAAACCUUCAAACCCUGCAUCAUCAUCAUCAUCAUCAUCAUCAUCAUCUUUUCCCCGCGAUUCGCCCGUUCCUUCAACAAACCAGAGCUACACCAGUAACAAAAGACCUGUGGGAAAAUUUGAUUCUGAACAGUGAAACCCCAGUCCUUGUUGAAUUCUAUGCAAAUUGGUGUGGCCCGUGCAAGAUGGUACACCGGGUGAUGGAUGAGAUCGAAAUCGAGUAUGCUGGGAAACUCAAGUGCUUCAAGGUGAACACAGACACUGAUAUGGAAAUUGCUGAUGACUACGAAAUUAAGGCUGUACCAGUGGUUCUGCUGUUUAAAAAUGGCGAGAAAUGUGAUUCUGUAAUUGGCACCAUGCCAAAGGAGUUUUAUGUGGCUGCCAUUGAGAGGGUGCUCAAGUCUUAAAUAUGGAUUGCAGCUGCAGAAAACUUCCGGGCGAUAGAGGAAAUGAUAAACACUUGCUCUUCUAUGUCAUGAUGAUUUUUGGUCAAUUUUUCAGUUAGCAUGUUAGGCUAUUCAACAUUACUGAGUACUUGUACAUAUGUUGUGAGCGUUCUUCCAUAACAGGUGCUAGACUACUAAGAGAAUGAUACACCUCAAUCUCUUGAACUUCCUUUGAUGGAAAUUCUUCUGCUACAUGAGAUAUGAGAGUUGAAUUUCAUUGUUCUGUGGUUACUGACCUGAACAGUAGUUAUUCUGAAAGUACGAUUCGAUCACCUGCCUGAUAUGCUCAUUCCCUGUGUU